Messenger RNA from Diatraea saccharalis (sugarcane borer), 968 nucleotides. Lineage: Eukaryota; Metazoa; Arthropoda; Insecta; Lepidoptera; Crambidae. The record is from the annotation of a GenBank genome assembly.
UAAUUUAAACUGCGUUUUAAAAAGUAAAGACAUAUUUUAGAGACGAUUAUAUUUGUUUUCCUAGAUUUUAAAAAUAAAUUGUUGGUAUAUGAUAAUUACAUUUAACUUAUACUAAAUUUCCGUACCUCUAGACUGGUAUGAGAAGAAUGGCUGUAAGAAAAUUAAUAGAUAUCGGUGCUAAUCUUACGGAUGAUAUGUAUCAAGGAAUCUAUCACGGUACAAAGAAGCAUGAGCCAGACCUGAAAAAAGUUCUAAGCAAGUCUUGGUUAAGUGGUCUUGACAAAAUAAUAAUCACGGGUGGAAGUUUUAUAGACAGUAAACAAUCUAUUGAAUUGUCUCGCAGUGAUUCUCGAUUAUUCUCUACUGUAGGAUGCCACCCGACAAGAUGUAAAGAAUUCUUGAAUAACCCUGAAAACUACCUUGACAACUUAAGAAAACUAAUUAGUGAUAAUAAGGACAAAGUAGUCGCGAUCGGUGAAUGUGGUUUGGAUUAUGAAAGGUUACAGUUCUGUGAAAAAGAAGUUCAACUUAAAUAUUUUGAAUUUCAACUUCAACUUAGUUCUGAAUUUAAUUUGCCAUUAUUCUUACACUGUCGCUCUGCUGUUGAUGAUUUGGUUGAUAUACUUAGCAGAAAUAAGGAAAAAGUAGUUGGUGGUGUUGUGCACUCAUUUGAUGGCACUGAAGAAGCCUUAAAUAAAAUAUUGGCAUUGGAUCUUUAUAUUGGCAUCAACGGAUGUUCACUAAGAACAGAAGAAAACUUAGCUGUGGCAGCCAAAAUACCUAAAGAUCGUUUGAUGAUUGAGACGGACUGUCCUUGGUGUGAAGUCAAACAGACGCACCCUGGAUACAAGCAUGUCAUCACAAAAUGUGCAACAGUGAAAAAAGAAAAAUAUUCUGUUGAUUCCGACUGUCAAGUUAAGGGCAGGAAUGAACCAGGGAAUAUUAUGUGAGUCUGGUUGAAGCUAUGC